Molecule: messenger RNA, 2409 nt
Organism: Belonocnema kinseyi
Lineage: Eukaryota; Metazoa; Arthropoda; Insecta; Hymenoptera; Cynipidae
Gene: Ctl1
Product: CTL-like protein 1
Exons: 10
Coding region: 1-2028 (675 amino acids)
Biological process (GO): transmembrane transport
Cellular component (GO): membrane
Molecular function (GO): transmembrane transporter activity
Source: RefSeq, a predicted model, not a curated record
AUGAGUUGUUGUGCUGGUGAAGAUGAAGAGGAACAGCGAUCAGGACCCACUCACAUUCGAGGAUGCACCGAUGUUUUUUGGCUCGUCGUUUUUGUCUUAUUUUGGUCGCUCAUGAUUUUGAUCGCGGCUUUCGCGUUUGUUUAUGGAAACCCAACAAGAUUGAUAAAUGGAUAUGAUAGCUUUGGAAACACCUGUGGCACGAAGAGCAAUCCAAAGUUUGGAAAUAUGGAGUUAUCUGGACUUGAUACGAGCGAAAAACCAUUUCUCUUUUUCAUGGACGUGACAAACGUGAAGAACUCAUUGAAAAUCUGUGUAAAGCAAUGUCCGAAUCGGAAAUUGAGUACAAUGGACGACGUGUGUCGAUUUUAUAAGGAAACUGGCUCGCAGUUGUGUCAUGAUAGACCUGGCAGCAAUUUCAGUGCUUGCACCAACAUAAACACGAAAAAUAAAACCGGAUCUUGUCCGGAUUUGCCUGUUUACGACAGCAUCACGGUUUUAAAUCGCUGUAUUCCGAAAGCAAUUAAAGAAACAGCAGGAGCAAUUGUUUCUAAUUUAUACGGAGUGCUGAAUUCUUGGGAUGUUCUGGAACAAAUACUAGGGGAUUUGUACAAAACUUGGAGAGAGAUUUUAGGGUUUUCGUUUCUAGCCUUUUUAUUGUCCCUUCUCAUGAUUGCAAUUUUUCAUUUAUUGGCAAGCUUAGUUACUUGGGUCGUAAUGGUUCUUGUCAGUAUCUCUUGCAUCGCUGGCACUGGACUUUUAUGGUGGACGUACUUUGAGAUUAAGAGCAACUUGGACAAAACUAAUGAGUCUGAGCUACUGGAAGAGUCUGUACGAAACGAGAAGGCCUUUUUGAUAUUUUCAAUCGUCGCGACUGUGAUAACUUUGGUGCUCAUGUGUCUGCUGAUUACGCUUCGAAAACACAUCAGUUUUAUGACUGCGCUCUUCAGAGAAAGUGCAAAAUGCCUAGCUGAACUCCCUGGUUUAUUUUUUACUCCUUUAUUGACCUUUCUGGCAUUAAUAUUAUUUUUCACUUACUGGGUCUCAGUUAUACUUUCCCUUGCAACAGCGAAUUAUCCUGGAACGAAACCAGUACAAAUGUAUAAGAAUCAAAUAUUCGAAUCGAUGAAUACCAGCGCCCAGGGUUUCGCUGGAAGAAACGCUUUGGAGGACCACAAAGUUUUCGACUUAUCGAUCGACAAAUUUAAAACUUUCACACUUGUUGAGUAUGUGGAUUCGACCUGGGUGAAAUAUAUGUGGUGGGUUUACAUUAUUGGCUUGAUAUGGACUGCUGAAUUUAUUACGGCCUGCCAAAAUAUGGUUAUUGCUGGUGCCGUCGCGCAUUGGUAUUUUAGAGGAAAGGAUGCAAGUCGAUCACCAGUUUGCUCAUCAAUGGGAACACUUUUCUGUUAUCAUUUAGGAUCUGUCGCCUGUGGAUCAUUGCUUAUUACACUCUUCAAAUUGCCAAGAUUGAUUCUUACUUAUUUACACCAGAAAUUCGAGAAGACAAGAGAAACUUCGCCAUGUGCUCAAUGUGGUUUAAAAUGCUGCAUUUGCUGUUUUUACUGUUUGGAAAAGUUUAUCCGUUUCAUGAACCACAACGCUUACACAGUUGUCGCAAUAGAAGGAACCAAUUUUUGCAAAUCUGCUCGCGUUGCGUUCUCGACAAUCGUGAACAAUGCUCUCCAAUUGGCAGUGAUUAACAGCGUCGGCGACUUCAUUCUGUUUCUGGGAAAAUGUUUUGUCACGGCUGCCACGGGCAGUAUCGGUUUGCUCAUUCUCAAAAAAAAUACCGGUCUCUACUUUUACGCUGCACCAGUUUUCGUAACCUGCAUUUUCGCCUUCUUCAUAGCUCAUUGCGUCAUUUCCCUCUACGAGACUGUCAUCGACACUUUAUUUUUGUGCGUCUGUGAAGACAAGAAUUUGAACGGCGAGAAUGGAAAGUGGCGAGACUCUGGUUUGGCCCAACUUGGACAAAGUACAAAUACGAACGGACAACAGUCGCACGAAUUAGCGCCAAUGAACCAAUAAGUUCAUCUUUUUUUUUUAGCACGCGAAGGCCUUUUAGUAUUUUAGAUUUCAGUUUUACUAUCGAGGGGAAUUCUGUUGGGAUUUAUACUCCUUCCUGCAUGGACCGCGAUGCGUAACCGGAAAGUCCGGGAUCGAUUCCUGUUGUCGGUAUUUUUUUUUUUUUAUUUUUUUUUUUAUUGCAAUUGACUAUUUAAUUUAUUUAAAUCAAUUUUUUGUGUAAAAAUGUCAUUCAGGAUGGCUGCUGGACCGGAAAACCGGGAGUCGAACGUGAAUUUAUUCCUUGACCGUGAAUUUAAAAAAUUUUUAGAAACAAAUCUGUAGGUUUUAUUUCAACAGUUUUUUAAAUAAUCAGUUGAAUUUUUGUCUUUUUCAAUUAUGAUA